UACUACUUUCUCGAAAACGACAAAUAUUACCCAGAAUGCAUUUUCACGGUACAUUACUUCUGUUAUAAUGCAUUCUGUAUAUUACAAUGCAGUCUGGGUAAUAUUAUUUGUCGUUUUCGAGAAAAUAUAGGCUACUUUCUCGAAAACAACAAUUAAUAUUACCCAGAAUGCAUUGUUUUUACGGUAUAUUACUGUUUCAAUGGAAAACAGUAUUUUACUGUGUAAAUUUGUUUUGAUUUUAACAGCUAUUUUGAAAAAAUGAAUGCAUUUCAUGAGGAGUGGAAGCAAGGAAUUGUUUAUAAGAUUGUGUCUGUCAUUUAAGAAAUGUUUAACCUGGUCAUUGACUUCAGCCUCAUUAAAUUCUGUGCAACGAUCUUAAAGGCACACUAUGUAACUUUUUUUUGUUCAAAAUUUAAAUAGCGCAAUAACCACUAGGAUAACCAUAUUCAGUUACGCAGAGCCGAAGCACAACCAAAACAGUGUUCUUCUGCAAAAUGCAUGGUUUUGUUUUUUAACUGCUAGAGGGCCAAAAGUUACAUAGUGUACCUUUAAGCACAACAUCAUGAAAACAUUUGAACUGAUGACAAAUGGGCCAAGAUACAUCCUAACCACUGCAUGUUUUGUCAUUUAGUCGAUGUUGUUUAAGAAAUGCUCAGAAUUCAAUACAAGUCUUUCUCUGUUACCGCAUAACAUAAUUUCAACUCAUCCCUCAGUUUAUAGUAAUUCACUUACAACGGAAGUCCACUGGGCAAAUAAAGUACAGUUUCACAACAGCUAUCUUGGGUCCUCUUCAACCUCAAAUUACAUUGUUGAAACUGCUUGAUUAUGAUUUUAAAUGGUUAUUGACUGAGUAUUAGAUUAUCAUAUGAAUUUAAUACUCAGUUAUGAUUGUAAAGCUCAUGGAGCUUGAGGCAGUCCCUUUAUAUUCAUACCACUCAUCCGUAUCUGCCACUCACUGGAUAUUUCAUUUCAUUUUUGCUAUUUACUUAAAAAAGAGCAACAAUUUUUUUUUCCUCAUUUUAGCAUUAAAGCUCAAACUCAUGGAUUUUUGUACCCAUUUCACCAUGAUGUUGCUUUCCAAAAAUAAUUGCAAACAUUGUCACCAAUGUUUUUAAUGUUUUUGAAGUCUCAUAUACUCAUCAAGACUGCAUUUAUUUGAUCAAAAAUACAAUAAAAACAGCAUUAUUGUGAAAUAUUAUUAACAUUUUAAUAUAUUUCAAAAUGUAAUUUAUUCCUGUGAUCAAAGCUGAAUUUUCAGCAUCAUUACUCCAGUCUUCAGUGUCACAUGAUCCUCCAGAAAUUAUUCUAAUAUGCUGAUUUGCUGCUCAAGAAACAUUUCUGAUUUGUUCAAAAAUUGAGAAGAAUAGCGUUUGAGACAUUUUUUGUACAGUGUCUUUACUGUCAAUUUAAAAAAAAAUCUUACUGACCCUAAACUUUUUAAUGGUACUGUAUAUUUUGCUCACGGUGUCAUAUGUGUUUAGAAGUCUUGGAAUAUAGCGCACAAGUCAUAAAGACUACUUUUAAGUUGGGUUUGUUUGUUGGGUUACACCUGUACAGUAGAGGCCGCAGCUCAAUCAAACCUUUCAGCUGUGCUAUUAGUAUGGUUAAAUUAGAUUAUUGAGGGUCAGUAGCAAAGACAUUGAUAAAUAAAGUUAGAUUAAAUACAUAAAGUAUAUUUCUGUAAUUCAAUAUAUUUAAUUAUAACAGGUUUGUGUAAUAUUCUGAGUUUGCAUUUCACUGUUUUUAUUAAUUUUGAGGAAUACUGAAUGUUGUGAGAAAGUAAAUGCACGUUCACAUUUAGUCUAGAACUACAACAACCAUCAUGUUCACACAGCGCACACAACACUUCUGCACUUUAUUUCUCUCAAAUGAGGACAGGAGAGCUGUCAGUCAAUAAAUGUGAAAAAGUAAUUUGCAUUACUUAUUUGAAAAAGUAACUUAGAUAUUUUGUUGUAAAUUGAAAUAGUAAUGCGUUACUUUACUAGUUACUUGAAAAAGUAAUCAGAUUACGUAACUCAAGUUACUUAUAAUGCGUUACCCCCAACACUGCUGCUCACCAUGAAUAUGAGGGUGAGUAAAUAAUGACAAAUUUUCUCUCUCUCUCUCUCUCUCUCUCUCUCUCUUUGAUUUUAAAGGCUGCAUUUUCGAUUUGCUGUUUCGGACAAGGCGAGAUGGAAAGUUUCAACCUCCAGGAGGGCCAGAGGGCAGGCCAGAGUCAGGACGUAAUGUGGGGCAGUGUGGUGUUGAUCCAUGCAACCUGGUCAUCUGCCGGAACGGAGGCACCUGUGUGGACUCUGGAUCCUCUGUGUACUGUCAGUGCAUGUUUGGAUGGAAAGGUGCACUUUGCUCUGAGAAAGUGUCGUUCUGUGAUGCCGAACACAUCCCACCGCCCUCCUGCGCUCGCGGCUCCACCUGUGUGCCCCUUCCUGAUGGAUACACAUGCCAGUGCCCCCUAGGCUCUGCUGGACUCUUCUGCCAGCAAGCUGUAUCUAUCAGUGAUCCUUUCUUCAGUGGCAAUCAGUCAUCUUGGAUGUCAUUUCCUCCCAUCAAUAUAAGGCACAGAACCCAUCUUCAACUGCAGUUUCAAACACUUUCACCAGAGGGCAUCCUGUUCUACACCGCACGGUACUUGAGCAGUCGGUCUGGUGAUUUCCUCAGCAUAUCCCUGUCAGCUGGAUUUGUGCAGCUCCGCUAUAAUCUGGGAAACGAAACUAUUGUAUUACAGUCUCCAAAAGAGGUCGAUGUGACUGGCAUGAAGUGGCACACAGUGAAGGCUGGGAGAGAAGGCAACCGUGCCUUCCUCAUUCUAGACGAUGAAGCCGUGACCAGGAACUCUUCAGAGGGCACGAGCACUCUGGAUGUUGGCACAAAUAUUUUCGUUGGGGGCGUGUCUUUACUGAAUGCAGUGUCCCAGGAUGCAACGGAGAAAGACCCGGUGGGGUUCACGGGCGGCAUUCGAGAGGUCAUAGUUAACGGGCAUGACCUUGAGCUUACAGAGACAGGUGCGCUCGAUGGAGUCAAUGUUGGCGACUGGGACGGGACAGCGUGUGGGUAUAAGGUUUGCAUGAACAGUGGCUACUGCCAUCCAGUGGGUCUUUCUUCAUUCAGGUGUAUUUGCCCCUCAACGUGGACCGGUUUACGGUGCCAACAGUCCGUUCACUGUGUCAACAGUCUUUGUCAACACGGUUCUCUCUGUGUCCAUACGUCUGCUUCGUAUUCAUGUAUGUGUUCUUUGGGAUGGAUUGGGACUUAUUGUGACCAAAAAGUUAUAUUGAGGACUAUAAAGUUUAUUGGAAACUCAUAUUUGAAAUACAAGGAUCCAAAGUACAACUCUAGGAAUUUGAUGUACACUGAGGUUUCAUUGAAUUUUUCCACUUCAGCAGGGGACGGUUUGAUUCUUUGGAUGGGGAAAGCAGAAAGUGAAGACGAUGAUCAUCUAGCGGUCGGGCUGCAGGACGGUUAUCUGAAGGUUUCAGUCAAUCUUGGUGAGAGAAAUGCUGUUCCUCUUGUGUACCAAAACACAUUCUGCUGUAAUCACUGGAAUUACCUGUCUAUUAUUCACAACCGAACUCUCAUCCAGGUCUAUGUGAAUGAGGAAAGAGUCAUUUUUGAAGACAUUGACCCCUUUGAACAGUAUGUAGCGGUAAAUUAUGGAGGGGUGAUUUAUUUGGGGGGGUUUGAAUUAAAUAGAGAUGUGGCAUCUGUUACAUCUGGUGUAUUUACUAAAGGGUUUGAUGGGAGUAUUAAAGAUGUUUUCUUGUAUCAGGACACCAGACAGCUGCAGUUUCAUCAAACCAGUGAAGGUUUCAAUGUCUAUCAAGGUGAUGAGUAGGAAAAAUAAUUGUGCUUAUUGUUUCUGUCUCGAUAUUUGAUUUUAGGUAUUCACAUCUAGAAUAGAAUACGCAAUGAGUCUUAUCAAAUACACUAAAUGACACAAUCACAGUGCCAGUUUUCAAGAGGUGAAAUCUGUUGUUUAUUAUUGGCAUGAUAAAAUGAUGCUGUCACAGAGAUGUCAGGUUGUAGAAGUGAACCUUUAUAUAAUCCAAAAAUUCUUCAAAACACCCUCCAUCUCAAAAUCACCAUGCAUUUGUUGUUUGAAUGAAUGAAAUGAAGAGAUGCGAACACAUGAUAGCAGGACUGUUGCAUAUUUGUGCCUCUUAUUGAAGGUCAGGUUGUUACAUUAUUUGCGAUGUGUCCAGCUUUGUUGUUUAUGCCACAAAGGCCUGUUCACUUUGACUUGAUCUACUUUGAAUCAAAACAACAUGUUUUUUUAAGGAGGUAUUUCUUUUAAAUAAAUAAUGUGGUGUACUUUCUAAGGUCUUUUUUUUCCUUGCACGUUAGUAUUAAGUACUGAGAUUUGUCAAAACAUGCAACACUUUCCACAAACAAGGUACAAAAUAGGACUUUAAAAUUUCAUUUUAUUUCAGCAAAGAGCCUGAAGGUCAAACUAAAAGUUUUAGGGCCAGAUUUACUAACAGCUCGCACCAGCGCAAACCCUCUUUUGGUGUUGUAACUACUGUCAGGAUUUACUAAAAACAUGCAGUGAAAAAUCAGGGCUGAACAGGGCUAUCUUUAUGGCUGCAUAUGCAUUUGUAGGAGAUUCCAUUUCAGACACUAAAUUUAUGGGAGCAGAGUAUUUAAAUGAAUCACGCAACAAAAUUUACUAAGGUUUGCGCUAGUCAAUUUACUAGUAUUUGCGCCAUUAUUUAACACCCAAAAAAAUCAAAUCUUAAACUAGAUGCUAAUAUGUACUGCUCUUGGCAGAUUGCGUUGGUCAUUAUGGAAAUUAUCUGCUGCGUCUGUGUUCUUUAAUAUGCACGUCAUCAGUACAUCACAUGCAGAACUUUCCUCUCCCAUCACCUCUUUUUUUGGAAUUGCGCUCAUUAGCCCGUUUAGUAAAUCUGGCCCUUAUUUUCUAAAAAAAAAAAAAAAAAAAAAUUGGGUUAGCCUUUUUUUUUCUUACCCUGAUGUUAAUCUGUGUGAUUUUGUUUAUAUCAAAUAAACAAAGAAAAUUGUAUAAAUUGUAUUGUGGUUUAUGGUGGAUACACUUCUGUUUCCCAUAAUAAUCAAAUAUAUAUAAUAUUAAUACACUACUGUUCAAAGGUUUGGGGUCAGUAAGAAGUCUUUUUUAGAAAUCAUCACAGAUUCAUUAGAAUUAUCAAAAGUGACACUAAAGACAAUGUUUUCAACAAUAAGAAAUGUUUCUUGAUCACCAAAUCAGCAUAUUAGAAUGAUUUCUGAAGGAUCAUGUGACACUGAAGGCUGGAGUAAUGAUGCUGAAAAUUCUGCUUUGCCAUCACAGGAAUAAAUUACAUUAUAAAAUAUAUUAAACUAGAAUAGUAUAUUAGAAUAUUCCUGUUUUUCUGUAUUUUUUAAAAAAAUCUUACCCCAAACAUUUGAACGUCAGUGUAUAUAUAAAUAAAUGGCAUUUGUUCCUUUAAUGGGACAUCAUUUUGUUUCUGGCAAUCCUGCAUUUACCCUAAAAGUAGUCUUUUAUAAUUGCUUUUUUGUUAUUGUGAAAUACAGUACCUUUUUCUGUGAUCUCAGGUAUUUUUAAUUACAGUGCAUGACAAUAAAAAAAUGAGCAUGUUUAACAAACAAAGACUUGCAUUUCAGUCGCUUUACUAACAAUAAAAACAUUUUAUUAUGAACUGUACAUAAACACAAUGUGCUGAAUAUGCACAUUUCUGUUGUGUGACAAGCCAAAAUGUACAAAGAAAUACUUGUCACCUGAAACAUAGAAAAUACUUAAGAAGCCAAAUUUAGAAAAAUUUAAACUGAAAAAUAAAAAGUGAAGCAAAAGAAGCUGUUCUCAUCAACCAUGGGAUGUUGUGUCUCAUGGCACUUUGCGUACAACAGUAGUUUCAUUUUCUUGACAACCAGCUGCUUGUGAAGACAAUGUUAGUGGAUACUUGAAUAGCCACGUAGGGAAAAUUUACAUUUAAAAACAAACAAAUAUUUUAAGAUUUUGAAAAGAAAUGGUACUAGCUGCUUUUCAUACAAAAAUCAUUUUGCAACUUUAUAAAUAGUUUUCUUCUACUGUGUUACAGAUUUAAGGAAGGUGAAGCGGUUUGAUGCCAAGAUCACGAACGCCUGUCUCUCGAGUCCCUCCUGUGUUUCUCAUAAUCAGAGUCCCGCCUGUGU
Molecule: messenger RNA, 6144 nt
Organism: Ctenopharyngodon idella (grass carp)
Lineage: Eukaryota; Metazoa; Chordata; Actinopteri; Cypriniformes; Xenocyprididae
Product: protein eyes shut homolog
Exons: 4
Coding region: 2321-3832 (503 amino acids)
Molecular function (GO): calcium ion binding
Source: RefSeq, a predicted model, not a curated record